AUGGCCACGACACGGGUUGUCUAUCGCGGCAACUGCCACUGCGGCCGCUACCGCUACGAGCUGUCGCUACCGGAGGAGAUCACGUCGGCGACGGCCUGCGGCUGCACGCUUUGCGCCAAGAAGGGGUACCUCUGGGUGGUGGCGCCGCCUGACGAGGGCAGCAGUUUCCGCGUGGUGCGCGACGACGGGCGGCUCGUCGAGUAUUCGUCCAAGGCCCUCCGCGACAAGUUCUGCGGCCACUGCGGCACGGGCGUGACGGGCGAGCACACGGCCGGGCCGUUGCGAGGGCAGUUUCUCGUCAACGUCCGGGCGAUACAGGGCGUGAACCCGUUCGAGCUCGAAACAAACGUCACGAUCGUCGACACAGAGGAUGAAGGACGCAUCGUCGCCGCGACGGGCGAGCCGCCUGCGCAGCACGUCUUUGCGUGCCACUGCGGAAACGUCCGGGCAGAGCUCCUGGCGCCUCUAUCCGAGCAGCAAGUCAAGGAGGACAACUGCAGCUCAUGCGUGCGUAACGCCUACGUCGGCGCGUACCCGACCAAGGACCAGGUCCGCACGCGCGGCAAAGACGAACACGCCUUCGAGUACUUUGGCCUCGGGGCGGAGGAGACGGGGCGCAAAUGGGGCGGCCUGGUGCAUUGCUCGACGUGCGGCGUCUUCGUCUUCAACGUCAUCUACGGGCCGCCGCUCAGCGUCUUCGACAAGCUCCCGCCGGAGCGAAAGGCCCGCGCCCUCGAGGCGUACCGCCGCAACGUGAGCUUGCUGCCACUUAACGUGCGCGCCUUGGAGGGCCUCGGCCGGGAGGUCCAGCUCGGCGGCCUCGGGGUCGAGCGCGCGGACGAGGGAACGGACGGCUACGCGGAGCGGCUGGGGAGAUGGGAAGCUGAGUAA
Messenger RNA from Purpureocillium takamizusanense, 891 nucleotides. RefSeq lists its product as uncharacterized. The transcript has 4 exons. Gene Ontology annotation, molecular function: carbon-sulfur lyase activity. Bases 1 to 891 code for a protein of 296 amino acids. The record is from RefSeq and is a predicted model, not a curated record. Lineage: Eukaryota; Fungi; Ascomycota; Sordariomycetes; Hypocreales; Ophiocordycipitaceae.